Messenger RNA from Etheostoma spectabile (orangethroat darter), 1248 nucleotides. RefSeq names its product uracil DNA glycosylase a (gene unga). The record is from RefSeq and is a predicted model, not a curated record. Gene Ontology annotation, molecular function: uracil DNA N-glycosylase activity. Bases 177 to 1082 code for a protein of 301 amino acids. NCBI's taxonomy places the organism in Eukaryota, Metazoa, Chordata, Actinopteri, Perciformes, Percidae. Gene Ontology annotation, cellular component: mitochondrion; nucleus. The transcript has 7 exons. Gene Ontology annotation, biological process: base-excision repair, AP site formation via deaminated base removal; base-excision repair.
AGCGCUUAGUUCAUUAUCAUAACUCUGUUUCGUCACUUUCUUUGGCGCGAAAUACUUCUAGUCAAUUAGGAGUUUUUUUGUUUUCCGGGGAGCCCACCGUCGUUUUUCUUCCACAUAAGCUAAUAAGUGAAGUUAUUACUUUACGGAAGCUUACCGCCAAGGUGUUUUUCAACAAAAUGAUUGGACAAAAAACUAUCAACUCGUUUUUUUCGCCUGUCUCGAAAAAAAGAGUUUCUACGGAUAUAAAUGAAGCCGAGGAGGAUGCCAAAGACCCGAAGAAGCGGAGGUCCUCGGCGAUGGAGCCAGAGGCUUCCAGCCUCCCUCUUGCUCCUCUGUCCCCGGAGCAGCUUGAUAGGAUAGCCCGCAACAAGAGAGCAGCGCUGGAGAAACUCCACUCUUCCGCUCAGACACCUCCAGGGUUUGGGGGAAGCUGGCGAGAGGGACUGUCGGGAGAAUUUCGAAAGCCCUACUUUAAAAGAUUGAUGGAUUUUGUUUCCGAAGAGAGGAAACGCCACACUGUGUACCCACCUGCUGAACAUGUCUUCACCUGGACUCAGAUGUGUGAAAUCCAAGAUGUGAAAGUGGUGAUUCUUGGCCAGGAUCCGUAUCAUGGUCCUAACCAGGCCCAUGGAUUGUGCUUUAGUGUAAAAAGACCCGUGCAUCCCCCACCCAGUUUGGGGAACAUGUACAAAGAGCUGGAGACGGACAUUGAAGGCUUUCAGCACCCUGGACACGGAGAUCUGACCGGGUGGUCUAAACAAGGUGUGUUGUUGCUCAACGCUGUGUUGACCGUCCGAGCGCACCAGGCCAACUCCCACAAAGACCAAGGCUGGGAGACCUUCACCGACGCUGUGGUGCACUGGCUCAGCAACAACCUGGAAGGCCUCGUCUUCAUGCUGUGGGGAUCGUAUGCUCAGAAGAAGGGAGCCGCUAUUGACAGGAAACGCCACCACGUCCUGCAGGCUGUGCAUCCUUCUCCCUUGUCCGCUCAUAGAGGAUUUUUUGGGUGCAGGCAUUUCUCAAAGGCCAACGAGCUGCUAAAUAAAUCCGGAAAGUCUCCCAUAAACUGGAAGGCACUUUAAGUUGCUGUUCAUGUUUUCUAACAUGUAUGUUGGUUAACUACAGACCAAAACCACCCAUAAGCUUUAAUUUCCUGUUCAUUUCUUUAUAAAAAAAAGAGUUCAUGUUGGCAGUUUGAACUGUUAUUUUUCGCUGUACACUGAAUUUUCUUACGUGCCUUUUCUCAAA